GGGGCGCGUUCUCCUCGCCGCGGCCCCGCCCGCCGGCCCCGCCCCGCCCCGCCCGCCGCGGGGUCCCGCCGCUCCGGUGCCGCCCGGGCCUCGCCGCUCCCCGCGCCGCCGCUCCGCUGCCACCGGCGCUUCCCGGCUGCCGGCUGCCCGCGCCGGAGCGUGCGCAACAGGCGGGCGCCGGCGGAGCUCGGGGAGCGCUCGGUGAGCCAGCGGCCGCGGGCGGCGAGAGAGCGCCCGCCCGCCCGCCCGGGGCCGGGCAUGUGCGGCGGGGCGACGGGCAGGGCGCCCGGGCAAGGGCGUUUGAAGGAAACGUGAGGCGAGGCGGCGGCGGCGGCGGCAUGGAGGCGGCGCCGCGGCCGAGCCCCGAGCCGCGGGAGAAGCCGCCGGUGCUGGACGGGGAGGCGGCGGGGGCGCCCGCGGGGGCGGCGGGCGCGGCCCCGGCCUCGCCGGCGGCGGCGGAGCGGAUCGCGGCGGAGGGCGAGGCGGCGGCGGCGGCGGCGGCGGGCACGUUCGUGCAGCGGCAGCUCGGGGCGAUGCUGCAGCCCGCCGUGAACAAGUUCUCGCUGCGCAUGUUCGGCAGCCACCGGGCCGUGGAGAUCGAGCGGCAGCGGGUGAAGUCGGCGGGCGCCUGGAUUAUCCAUCCCUACAGCGACUUCAGGUUUUACUGGGACCUCAUCAUGCUGCUCCUGAUGGUGGGGAAUUUGAUCAUCCUGCCCGUGGGCAUCACCUUCUUCAAGGAUGAGAACACCCCUCCCUGGAUCGUUUUCAACGUGCUUUCAGACACUUUCUUCUUGGCUGACCUGGUGCUGAACUUCCGGACAGGCAUCGUGGUGGAGGACAACACGGAGAUCAUCCUUGACCCUCACACCAUCAAAAUGAAGUACCUGAAGAGCUGGUUCCUGGUCGACUUCAUCUCCUCCAUCCCCGUUGACUACAUUUUCCUCAUCGUUGACCUGGAGACCCAGGUGGACUCUGAUGUCUACAAGACGGCGCGGGCGCUGCGCAUCGUGCGCUUCACCAAGAUCCUGAGCCUGCUGCGCCUGCUGCGCCUCUCGCGCCUCAUCCGCUACAUCCACCAGUGGGAGGAGAUCUUCCACAUGACGUAUGACCUGGCCAGCGCCGUGGUGAGGAUCUUCAACCUCAUCGGGAUGAUGCUGCUGCUGUGCCACUGGGACGGCUGCCUGCAGUUCCUGGUGCCCAUGCUGCAGGACUUCCCUGAGGACUGCUGGGUCGCCAAGAACCACAUGGUGAAUGACUCGUGGGGCAAGCAGUACUCGCACGCCCUGUUCAAGGCCAUGAGCCACAUGCUGUGCAUCGGCUACGGGCAGCAGGCGCCCGAGGGCAUGACCGACGUGUGGCUCACCAUGCUCAGCAUGAUCGUGGGGGCCACCUGCUACGCCAUGUUCAUCGGCCACGCCACCGCCCUCAUCCAGUCCCUGGACUCGUCCCGGCGCCAGUACCAGGAGAAGUACAAGCAGGUGGAGCAGUACAUGUCGUUCCACAAGCUGCCCGGGGACACGCGCCAGCGCAUCCACGAGUACUACGAGCACCGCUACCAGGGCAAGAUGUUUGACGAGGAGAACAUCCUGGGGGAGCUCAGCGAGCCCCUCAAAGAGGAAAUCAUCAACUUCAACUGCCGCAACCUGGUGGCCAACAUGCCCCUGUUUGCCAACGCCGACCCCAACUUUGUGACAGCCAUGCUGACCAAGCUGCGCUUCGAGGUCUUCCAGCCCGGGGACUUCAUCAUCCGCGAGGGCACCGUGGGCAAAAAGAUGUACUUCAUCCAGCACGGCGUGGUCAGCAUCCUCACCAAGGGCAACAAGGAGACAAAGCUGUCUGACGGCUCCUACUUUGGGGAGAUCUGCCUCCUGACGCGGGGCAGGCGCACGGCCAGCGUGAGAGCCGACACCUACUGCCGCCUGUACUCGCUGUCCGUGGACAACUUCAACGAGGUGCUGGAGGAGUACCCCAUGAUGCGCAGGGCCUUCGAGACCGUGGCCAUGGACCGCCUGGACCGCAUCGGGAAGAAGAACUCCAUCCUGCUCCGCAAGCGAGCCGAGCACAGCUCGGGACCCCUGAACAACGAGAUGAUCCAGCAGAUCGUGAAGCACGACCAGGACAUGGCCCACAACAUCCAGGACCUGCAGCAGAUGGCGAUGGGGCGGGAGCUGAGCGGCAAGCCGGUGAUUUGGGAGCCGCUGGUGCACGCCCCGCUGCAGACAGCCGCCGCCACCACCAACGUGGCCAUCGCGCUGACCCACCAGCACAGCCUGCAGGCUCACAUCUUCCUGCCGCCCUCCUCCAUCUCCAGCCCGCUCUCUCCCGAAGCCACCCUGCUCGCCAAGCCCGUGCGCCGCUCCCAGCCCAGCCUGGGCGGCUCCCGGCCCUCCUCGGUGGGCUCUCCCUCGGGAGCUCCGUCCCACCUGCAGACGCCGGCCGCCGGUUCUCCUUCCUCGCCCAUGGUGCAGCCGCAGGAGAGCGGGGCGCAGAGACCCAGCGCGGGGGCGCAGCCGCUGCCCCGCGCGGCGCAGAGGGGGGAGAUGCCAGCGGGGCCCAAGCAGCCCCCGGGCGGCCCCCAGCCCCAGCUGUCGCGGUCCCGCGGCGCCUCGCUCUCCACCUCGCUGCUGCAGCAAGCGGCGGGCGCUGCGUCCCCCAGCUCCGAGCAGGCGCUGCCGCCGGGGAGAACGCUCCACUACAGCCUGUCCCGAGCCACCGGCUCGCACAUCUCGCUCCUGAUGCAGCCCCAGCAGCUGGUGAAGCACAGGAGCAUCCAGGGGCUGCCGGUGGGGCGGCUCACGCAGGAUGUCCGGCUCCUCUCUGCCUCCCAGCCCUCCCUCCCCAACAAAGUGGCCCAGCAAGCCGACGGCAGCUCCUUGAAGCAGGGCAGGAAAUCCGCAGGGAACCUGGCCCGCAGGUCCUCGCCCUCGGUGGCCGGACUGCUGGCCAAGCCGUGCGCGGGGAUGGGCGGCCAGCCCGCACACCCUCCGGCGGCGCUGGCUCAGCCCGCCCGCUCCGCGCCCGCGCCGCAGUCCCCGGGCUCCGCGACCCGGCCGCCGGCAGCUCCCUCCCGCAAGGGCUCCGUGGCCUUCAGCCCCGAGGUGGAAACGGCGAAGCCCAAACUGCCGUCCAACAUGUGAGUCCCUAGCAGCGGGCAGGAGCGAGCCGGGCAUGCCGGCGGCGCAGGCGGCGGGAGGAGCGGAGCGCCAGCCCCGCCGUGGCGGAGGGAAAGCGAGGGGAGAGGCACCGGCCGGGGCCGUGGAGGGGCUGUUUGAGGCACGGGGACACGGCAGGGAUGGGCACGGGCCAGCCCCAGAGCUGGAUGAGGAGGGGGCUCUGCUGGCUGCCCCAAGGGGGUCACCCUGCCCGGGCUCUGCCCCGCUUGCUCAUCGCCACCCGUGAGUUCUGCCCUCCUGCCGGAGGCACAGGACAGGUCAGAGCCCUCGCCCAAACCCUGGCCUCUCUGGGGAGCUCAGCUCCCCACAGCUGCCCCUCGGGGGCUGGGUCCCCCACGCGUGUCCCGCAGCCUGUCCUCACAGGCUGGCGCUGGCAGCUCCCCCAGCUCGUCCUGUGUCACAGCAGGGGCUGCCCGAUGCCCACCUCGAUCCCCAGACUGCUCUGCCCAGCCCCUUUGCCUUUAGGGUGAGGAGGCAGAGGCACACCCGGGUCCUCUGCCCGGGGGGAGGGAAGAGCCCGUGGCAGGGGGGGCCAGGGUCAGCACUGCCCCUUCCCAGAGUGCCAGGACCACCGGGGGGUCCUGGGCAGGGCUGCCCUGGUGCAACGAGUGCCAAGAGGCAGCGCUGGGGGGCAGAGGAGCAGCCCCCCAGUCCCUCUCCCCAGCUGGUGGGACCGUUUUGCCUCAGAGGUGCUGAGUGCCAGCGAGGUUGGGCUGUGCUGCUGGGCAGGGCUCUGCCCACACCCGGGCACGGUGGCUGCCCCUCCAGGGGCCCCAUGGGGCAGCCUGGGGGGAUUCUGCUGCCUGCAGCUCCAGGAGGAUGCUCAGGGGGUCUGUCCAAGGGGACUCCACUGUCUGUGGCUCCAGGAGGAUGCUCAGAGGGUCACUUCAAGGGGACCCCUCUGUGGCUCCAGGAUGAUGUCCAGAAGAUCAUUUGGAAUGACGCCUCUGUGGCUCCAGGAGGAUGCUCAGAGGGUCACCUGUAGGGACCCCACUGCCUGCAGCUGCAGGAGGAUGCUCAGGGGGUCAGUCCAAGGGGACCCCACUGUCUGUGGCCUCAGGAGGAUGCUCAGAGGGUCACCUGCAGGGACCCCACUGCCUGCAGCUCCAGGAGGAUGCUCAGAGAGUCAUUCCAAGGGGACCCUUCUGUGGCCCCAGGAUGAUGUCCAGAAGAUCAUUUGGGAUGACCCUUCUGUGGCCUCAGGAGGAUGCUCAGGGGUCACCUGCAGGGACCCCUCUGUGGCUGCAGGAGGAUGUUCAGGUCAUCUGGGAUGACCCUUCUGUGGCCUCAGGAGGAUGCUCAGAGGGUCACUUCAAGGGGAUCCCUCUGUGGCUCCAGGAUGAUGUCCAAAAAUCAUUUGGAUGACCCUUCUGUGGCUCCAGGAGGAUGCUCAGAGGGUCAGUCCGAGGGGACCCCCCUGCCCAUGGCUCCAGGAGGGUGCUCAGCCCGGGCUCUGCUCCCCUGCCCUGCGCUGCAGUCUCAUUUCCAGCUCUCCUGGAGAUGCCAGUCACCGGUGCCACAGGAACAAAAGGCUGCCACAACGAGAUGCCAAUCCCGGGCAGCGCCCGGGUGACCUGUGGUGCUGUGGGGUCACCCCCUGUCCAACACGAGCCCGGGGUCCCCCCAGAUGCCCCACGCCCCCUCUCCAGAGACAGUAGUGUGCAAUGUGUGUGCGAGUCGUGGCUCUGCCAAGCAGCCGAGCUCUGCUUCCAGUGUCGCUUCGGGCCAGCCGUGCUCAGUCCCGGUUAGAGUAGCGUCCCCUCCGUCCCCUCCGUGCCGCGCCAGCCGCUUCCCCCUCCCGGGGUCGGGAACCACGGCUUGUCCUCGAGCUCUGGGGCUGAGCGGGGCCCCUCCGGAGUCCCCAGCGCAGCGGGCGAGGUCUCGUUCCCCGCGGUCCUUCCCGCAGUGAGGUGUCCGGGAAACACGACCCUUCAGCGCCCCGUUCUCCACCCUCGUGUCUCGGGGCGUCGGGAGCAGCGCGGAGCUGCCCUGGGAGCACCAGCCCACCGGGAAUCCCCAGAGGGGAUGUCCUGCACUGCCUUUUCCCAUGGAUCUCACCCGCCCUGCCCUGCUCACCCCCUGUCCCGCUCCAUCCAUCCCCGGCUCGGUGUGUCCCCAUCGGGAGGGACCUGCAGGGAGCCGCGGUGUCCCACGUCCCCGGGCUGUGUUCCCACUGCGUGAUGUCGAUGUCUUAGCGGUCAUCCCAGCGCCCCGCAGAGCCUGCGGGCCGGCUCGGGCAGCACCGAGCUGCCGCUGCCCAGCCCCGUGUCGGGAGCCGGAGCCACCGAGCGCUCCCGUCCCCGGGGCCCGGUGCCCACCCCGGGCCCGGUGCCCACCCCGGGGGAGGCUGCAGGGGCCGGGGGUGCGAGUUUAGCCACCAAAGACCACGAUCCUCCACCCUUGCACUCGCGGCAGUCCAUGUACAGAGCUUGUAGUUUUCAUAUCGCAGAGAAUUUAAGAGCGUUUUUUUUUCCUUUUUUAUUUUUUGGUCCUUGUACAUAAUGGGUUUAAAUAAUAAAGAGAGAUUCUGAGCUGG
Molecule: messenger RNA, 5709 nt
Organism: Passer domesticus (house sparrow)
Lineage: Eukaryota; Metazoa; Chordata; Aves; Passeriformes; Passeridae
Gene: HCN3
Product: hyperpolarization activated cyclic nucleotide gated potassium channel 3
Exons: 9
Coding region: 339-3137 (932 amino acids)
Biological process (GO): sodium ion transmembrane transport; potassium ion transmembrane transport; regulation of membrane depolarization
Cellular component (GO): membrane; HCN channel complex; axon
Molecular function (GO): voltage-gated potassium channel activity
Source: RefSeq, a predicted model, not a curated record